Molecule: messenger RNA, 1263 nt
Organism: Gekko japonicus
Lineage: Eukaryota; Metazoa; Chordata; Lepidosauria; Squamata; Gekkonidae
Gene: CENPH
Product: centromere protein H
Exons: 9
Coding region: 51-833 (260 amino acids)
Biological process (GO): chromosome segregation; kinetochore assembly; mitotic spindle organization
Cellular component (GO): kinetochore; nucleus
Molecular function (GO): kinetochore binding
Source: RefSeq, a predicted model, not a curated record
AAAAGGCGGCGGAGAGCCGAUGCGAGGAGAGGCCGCUCCAGUCGUGGGGAAUGGAGCUGUUGGGAGGAGCGGGCAACACAGUUGUCUGCCUGGGGGAGGCAGCGGCACCGGCACCAGCAGCCGCCUUUAACGGUUCCUCUGAAGAGGCGGCUGCAGAAGCGACGCCUACCCGCACACUUGUGAGCGAGGAUGGGACGAGUCCGGACCUGGUCACCCUCCUUCGAAUAAGGAAACAAAUAAAACAGCAUCUUAUCGAAUACAAUACUGCAAUUAAUGCAAAUGAAGAAAGCAUUUCAGAUGAAGUUAUAGAUGAAAAAGUAGUUGAAAGUUCCAUUGAAGAUUUGGAAAGAGAAAUGGAAGAGGUGAAGGUUUCAUACCAAAACAAAACACUGGCAUUGCAGAGGAUCCAAGUAACUGAAGCCCUCAGAACCAAACUGAGGAAUGACGAUGCUGACUCCAAGUUGAUCUGGGAUACCAUGAAGCACAUCAUGUUGCUGAGUACGGCAAUACUUAAAUCCCAGCAGAACUCUCGUGAGUUGGAAGAAAAACUGAACGAGGUUAAGCAGAGCAGACUAGCACUAAAGAGAGCAGGGGAAUGCAAACUGGCGCAAAUACAUGAAACAAAGAGAAAACAAAAAGAUGAAUUAGAAAAUAUGGAAGUAGGAGAAAUAUUAACGAAGGCUCGUCAAAAUCUGCAACAGGAAAUUAAGAUGACUACACUGAUUCAAAAUAUUUUUCAGAGUCUUAUUACUGCAAGUGGAGUCAAUUGGGCAAAGGACCCAGAUUUGAAGGCAAUUGUUUUGCAGCUGGAGAAGAACGUGGCUGGACUCUGAAGAAGCAGCACUACCAAUACUGUGUUUUUGUAUAUUCUCUGUACUGGCAAUCUGUCUAACAGUUGUGUACGGACACUUUGUACUGAUGUAUACUUCAGGACUCCAAAAAGUUACUGCUGUAAUGUGACCUCUAAGUUGUGUAAAUAAUUGUAAAUGUCCACGGGGAGUUGGGAAUAUUGUGAUUCCAGCCUAAUUUUUGUCUCUUCUGCUUUUCUUACUGCUGGGAAGAAAGGUACUGUCUCUUUACUGGGACAAAGUCAGAACAAUACUCUAGCUGGGUUUUGUCCUCACUUCCUGCCAGAAAGGCUACGUUUCACAGAGGUGGGCUCUGGUGGACUUCACUAUCAAUUGUUAGUCAUGAACAUAUUUUAUGCAAAACAUGCUUCAAACUAGCUGUGUAAGAACCAGUUUUUAGCAUUUUGAUAAAAGU